Molecule: messenger RNA, 1268 nt
Organism: Austrofundulus limnaeus
Lineage: Eukaryota; Metazoa; Chordata; Actinopteri; Cyprinodontiformes; Rivulidae
Product: zinc finger protein OZF
Biological process (GO): regulation of transcription by RNA polymerase II
Cellular component (GO): nucleus
Molecular function (GO): DNA-binding transcription factor activity, RNA polymerase II-specific
Source: RefSeq, a predicted model, not a curated record
UUUGACGCAGCUGGAACAGAGAAGACCGAUGCAACACAACACCACCCUGGAAAUUAAAGUCCUUCAUAUCCAUCUCUGAGCAAACAAGGAAUAUGAGGAGGAAGAUGAGCAGUGUGAGGAUGUCUCAGAGGAGAAACCUUCAUCAUGAGGAGUCCAUUCUGUCUGGUACAGAGGAGCUUCACUGGGGUUCAAGUUUAGACAAAGAGGACCCAGAGACCGUGCAGAUCAAAACUGAAGAUGAAGAACUCGGCUCCUCGGUCAGCCUGGAAGCUGUGAAGACUGAAGAUGAUGAGGAGAAACCUCGGUCUCUGGUCCUUCAUCAAAUCCUAACUACAGACAACAGAGAAACAGAAGAUCAGGCCAGCUGCUCAGUUAAACAGGUGAAAGUAGAGACGGAUGGGGAGGGAAGGCAAGAAUCAACCUGUAAGUCCGAUGGUGCCAAUGAUUCUGGCUCUUCUGAAACUGAUAUGAGUGAUGAUGAGCUGAAAUCCCCACAUUCUGAAUCUGAAACAAACCAGUACGAUAAAGGUUUGAAGCUGCCCGUUGGACCUGUGCCAGGUGUGAAUUAUACUGCCAAAAUGUCCUUCGUCUGCUCUGAGUGUGGCAAACAGUAUCUCCAUAAACGGUCUCUUACGAGACACGAGCGUGUUCAUUCAGUAGAGAGGCCAUUCUGCUGUGAAACGUGUGGUACAACAUUUGCUCAACUUUUAUGUCUUCAAACACACAUGAAACUCCAUGCUGGAGAGAAACCUUUUGGCUGUAAUAUUUGUGAUAAAAGGUUUGUUCAAAGCUCACAGUUAAAGAUACACAUGAGCAUUCACACUGGAGAGAAACGAUACAGCUGUGGAGACUGUGGGAAACAAUUUAACAGCGCGUCAAACCUUGGAUCACACACGAGAAUUCACAUUGGGGUAAAACCGUUUCGCUGUGAUAACUGUGGAAAAGGUUUUGAUGAGAAAUCAAGUCUUCAAACUCACAUGAGAACCCACACUGGAGAGAAACCAUUUAGCUGUGAGGAUUGUGGACAAAGAUUUCCUAGUAAGUCAGAUAUAAAUGGACACAUGAAAGUUCACAGAUGUGAUAAAUAUUUUGCCUGUAGUGAUUGUGGGAAAAGGUUUAUUUCUAAGAGGUGUUUUAAUGUUCACAUGUGUAUCCAUACAGAGGAGAAACCAUUUAACUGUGAGACAUGUGGAAAAGGAUUUAGCUGUAAUUCAGUUCUUCAGACACAUCUCAAAAAUCACACUUUGGAGAAGCCAUUUAACUGUGGG